This is a messenger RNA of Musa acuminata subsp. malaccensis (wild Malaysian banana), 2779 nucleotides long. RefSeq names its product probable helicase MAGATAMA 3. NCBI's taxonomy places the organism in Eukaryota, Viridiplantae, Streptophyta, Magnoliopsida, Zingiberales, Musaceae. Gene Ontology annotation, molecular function: helicase activity. The record is from RefSeq and is a predicted model, not a curated record.
CCGCUUGUGUUGGCGUCGUCUCCAUAAACCCUCGCGAGAAGGUUUUACUGGGGAAGCGGCCGGCAAAUGGCCGUCGACAAGGCCGUUGCCGCUCCCUCCUCCUCCUCCCCUUCUCCCGUCUACCGCUUCCAGAGGGUCGUCCUCGGUUGGGACUACCUCCGCCUCGUCAGAGAAUCCGGCAAGAAGAACAGGAAAGACCGGAAUGAAUCCACUUCGAGGCUGAAGCGCGUCAAGAACACAUUCAAGGACGUCGAGGAGUACCUCGGCAUCUUCGAGCCCCUUCUCUUCGAAGAGGUCAAGGCUCAGAUCGUCCAAGGCAACGAUGACGAAGAUAAAUCGGACUGGCAGAAGGGCGCCAUCGCUUCUUGCAAUGAGACCGAUGGAUUUCAUAGGGUUUCGUUGGCAGUUCUCGAUGAUUUCCGAGGAGAAGUGUCGGAGAAUGAUCUCUUGCUCCUUUCGAAGAGCAAGUUCCAAGAGGGAAUAGCACCGGAUGCUUAUGCAUUUGCCUUGGUGGAACAUCGCGGAGGAAGAGAAACUCUUGCAGUCCGAACCUUCGUUGCUGGAGAGGUCAAGCGUUUGGAUACAGCUGAACCUGAACCUAGCCAAAGGCUGUUGAAGAUGUUUGCUAUUUUUAAAGCUACUGAGAGUUUCUUAUGGAUUUUAAAAAUAUGCAGUUUAUCAACAAUCAUUCGUGAAUAUGUGGCGCUGCAUUCUAUUUCUUCUCUUCCCUUCAGGGGAUUGAUAUUGUCAGCUAGUGAAAAGCCAGACAAUGAUGAAGAUCGGUCUUGGAAUGUUCCUAGACCACUUAUGGACAACCUCAAAAACAAUCUCAAUCAGUCACAAGUAGAAGCCAUACAUGCAGGACUUUCACGUAGAACUUUUGUUCUAAUACAGGGUCCACCAGGAACUGGAAAAACACAGACAAUUCUUGGACUUCUCAGUGCUGUUCUUCAUUCAUCUCCUGGAAGAGUGCGAUCAAAGGGGGGUUUGUCUGCUGUAAAACACAUGCCUGAACUGCAAAUUGAGGAAAAGUGUUGUCACUGGAAGAAAGCAUCUCCCUGGUUGUCUGGUGCUAAUCCAAGAGAUCUAAUCAUGCCUGUAGAUGGUGAUGAUGGUUUUUAUCCUACAGGAAAUGAAUUGAAACCUGAGAUUGUCAAUUCUAACCGCAAAUAUCGGGUACAUGUCCUGGUUUGUGCUCCAUCGAACUCAGCACUUGAUGAGAUAGUAUUGCGCCUUUUACAUACAGGUAUCCAUGAUGAGAAUGGCCAUAUAUAUAAUCCCAAAAUUGUCCGAAUUGGUCUAAAAGCACAUCAUUCCGUGCAAGCAGUAUCAAUGGAUUACCUUGUAGAACAAAAGCGUGCUGGUGUAGAUCGCACUGGUGUGGGGAAACAUGGAUCUGGAGGGGCAGCUGAUCGGGAUCGUAUUCGUGCUUCAAUUCUUGAUGAAGCAGCAAUUGUUUUUUCUACUCUUAGUUUUAGCGGAUCAGCUCAUUUCAGUAGGAUGAAUCGUGUGUUUGAUGUUGUUAUAAUUGAUGAAGCUGCACAAGCUGUAGAACCAGCAACUCUUGUUCCUCUGGUGCAUGGAUGCAGACAAGUUUUUCUUGUUGGUGAUCCCAUUCAGCUGCCGGCUACUGUAAUUUCUACGACUGCUGAGCACUUUGGAUAUGGUACGAGUCUGUUUAAGAGAUUUCAGGAGGCUGGAUUUCCUGUACAUAUGCUCAAAACCCAAUAUCGCAUGCAUCCAGAGAUUAGCAUCUUUCCCUCGAAAGAAUUUUAUGGUGGUUCUUUAGAAGAUGGAGAAACAGUCAAAAGAGUGCGUCCUUGGCAUUUGCACCGCUGCUUUGGACCAUUUUAUUUUUUUGAUAUAGAUGGAGCUGAAACUCAGCCAUCAGGAAGUGGUUCUUGGGUGAAUGAAGAAGAGAUUGAGUUUAUAGUUCUUAUGUAUCAUAAACUGGCUACUUAUUACCCAGAGCUGAGAGCCAGUCCUCAGGUGGCAGUCAUUUCUCCGUACAGCUAUCAAGUUAAGCUUUUGCGGGAACACUUUCGUGCCACUUUUGGAGAGCAAUCUGAUCAAAUUGUAGAUAUAAAUACUGUUGAUGGGUUCCAGGGACGAGAAAAAGAUAUUGCCAUAUUUUCUUGUGUUCGAGCAAAUACUGGUAAAGGGAUCGGGUUUGUUUCUGAUUUUCGAAGAAUGAAUGUUGGCUUAACCAGAGCCAAGUCUUCCGUGCUGGUGGUGGGAUCUGCUUCAACCUUGAUGCAAGACAAUCAUUGGAGUAAUCUUGUGACGAAUGCAAAAGAUAGAAAUUGCUAUGCCAAGGUAACGAAGCCCUAUACAGCAUUCUUUAGCGACGAUAGCUUGCAGAAAAUGCAAGUUGAUCUUGCACAACAGAAGAGGGAUCUGAAGAAGGCUCAAACGAUAAAUGCUGUGCAUGACGAAAUGGCAAAAAUGGAAAACACCGUCUUGAAUAAUCCUGAAGAAAAUGCGGGAGAUUAUGGUAUGGACGAUGAUGGUGGAGGCUUUGACGAGGAUUAGAAACGGGCUUUCGUGAAUUGUCAAACAUAUAUGCAAUGUUCAGGUGGGAGAAUUAAUCAUGUCCUAUGGUGUGAUGUUGAGUGGAACUCAGACUGCUGUUUGUUUCAUCUGACAAUUAGGUUGAUGCUGGUUUGUCUAGCUUGCAUUUGUGGCCAGUAAGAUCAUUAGUCUCAUGUCGUGAUGGGUCAUUUUUUGUGGUUGAUUAUUUUUAUGAGACAUAUUGUUAUGUUAACACCAUUGCAACCCA